This is a messenger RNA of Setaria italica (foxtail millet), 985 nucleotides long. RefSeq names its product ADP-ribosylation factor 2. Gene Ontology annotation, cellular component: cytoplasm. The record is from RefSeq and is a predicted model, not a curated record. Gene Ontology annotation, biological process: vesicle-mediated transport; intracellular protein transport. The transcript is spliced from 7 exons. Gene Ontology annotation, molecular function: GTPase activity; GTP binding. Lineage: Eukaryota; Viridiplantae; Streptophyta; Magnoliopsida; Poales; Poaceae. Bases 167 to 712 code for a protein of 181 amino acids.
CAGGUCCCGCCCCACCCACCCUGCCCUCCCCCACCUCUUGAAGCCCGGAGGCGCCCCCCGCAUCAGCCACUCGUCUCUUUUUCUUCACCCCGCCCGAAGUCGAGGAGAGGGGGAGCAGGAGCUGCGAGAUCGCGCGCGCCCGAGAUCUCCAGGAAGUUGCGGCAACAUGGGGCUCACCUUCACGAAGCUCUUCAGCCGCCUCUUCUCCAAGAAGGAGAUGAGGAUUCUCAUGGUUGGUCUCGAUGCAGCUGGUAAGACCACCAUCCUCUACAAGCUGAAGCUCGGAGAGAUCGUCACCACCAUCCCCACAAUCGGGUUCAAUGUGGAGACUGUUGAAUACAAGAACAUUAGCUUCACUGUCUGGGAUGUCGGCGGUCAGGACAAGAUCAGGCCACUGUGGAGGCACUACUUCCAGAACACGCAAGGGCUUAUCUUUGUUGUUGAUAGCAAUGACAGAGAUCGUGUUGUUGAGGCAAGGGAUGAGCUCCACAGGAUGUUAAAUGAGGAUGAGUUGAGGGAUGCUGUCUUGCUCGUUUUUGCUAACAAGCAAGAUCUGCCAAAUGCAAUGAAUGCUGCUGAGAUUACCGAUAAGCUUGGUCUCCAUUCCCUUCGCCAACGCCACUGGUAUAUCCAGAGCACCUGUGCUACCACAGGAGAAGGUUUGUACGAGGGUCUUGACUGGCUCUCCAACAACAUUGCAAACAAGGCCUGAUUGGACAAUUCUGUGGGUUUGUGGAGUACAUGGCGGUUGCAUUUUCGGCAGAAACAGAUCCAUGGGUCGUUUUGACCUUGAGACUUGAUUAUUAUUUCGUUGGAAUGCUUGUCAAGUAUUGUAUUUCUUUGCUAGGCUUUUCAGAGAGCUGGUUUGUCCUUAUGUGGCGUGAUUAUACUCUCCAAAUACCUGUUCCAAUAUUAAGACACUGUAAUUGGCCAUUGGUACUAGAUCGUUUACCAGUAAUGCAGUUCAUUUCAAAGUAUUAUGUCA